AUUAUCGAUAGCGGAGAGCGGUCACACUGCCUUUAAACUCCGUUCCAAACAUCAAAAAAUAGCAAAACGAGACGCCAAACAACUGGAUGCAAUUUUACAAAUUGCCCUCGAUAAUCCUGUAAAAGCAUCAUCGGCAGCCGGUGCUACCCCAACAUUACAGAUGUCCUACUUUGGCGUCUACAUUCCGCCAUCCAAGGCUGGCUUCGAGGGCACCGCGGCCCAGUGUGCGGGCUCCAUAGCGGCGGUGAAUAUCAAGCCAGUCCCAGAGUCUUCGUCGUCGUCGGCCACCAUCAACAACACGACAGUCAUAGCAACAGCAGAUUAUCCCAAUGUGGACAGCUAUGAGGAUCCCGAAUAUCCACCCGACUCGCCUUUGUGGCUGAUCUUUACCGACAAAUCCAAGGCACUGGAUGUGCUGCGACACUACAAGGAGGCACGACUGCGUGAGUUCCCCAAUCGCGAGCAGGCUGAAAGUUACGUGCAGUUUGGAUUUGAGAGCAUCGAAUCUUUGAAGCGUUUUGGCAAGGCCAAGCCAGUGAGCAAGCCACUAGCGAUGAGCAACAACUUUAAGGCGUCGUCAUCGGGAUCGACAGACGGUCCGUACUCAACCUCUCCCACCGCCAUCAGCAGCCUGGCUGCCUCCAUGUCGAGUCGGCUCGUUGUGACUCCACCUAUAGCUUCGCUGCCCAGCAUCAGCAUCAAUAUAAGCAGCAACAAAAGUGCCUCCAAUGUAUCGAUCAAUGGCAGUACUACCACAAACAGCCACAGUAACAGCAACAGCAGUGGGACUGGGCCUGGGACUGGGGCCAAGCAUGAGGCAGGAACUAGCAGUAGCAGCAGCACCGGUGAGCGUCCACCAUUCCGGGCACCCAGCAAGCAAGAGCUUGUCGAGUUCCGUAAACAGAUUGAGACUGGUAACAUCGAGCGAGUGCAGCGCAUUGUGUGGGAGAAUCCCCGAUUUCUAAUCAGCAAUGGGGACACACCCACCAGCCUAAAGGAGGGCUGCCGCUACAAUGCCAUGCACAUUUGUGCUCAGGUCAAUCAGGCGCGUGUCGCCGAAACUCUCCUCAAGAUCAUUACCGAUCGCGAGUUCACACUUCAAUAUGCCGGCAAGAAGGCCACCGGGGAGAUGUGCGCCACCCUCAAUGACAAUCUGCUCGACUACUAUUUGAAUAUGCCCGACAAGGCGCGCGGUGAGACGCCCCUACAUUUUGCGGUCAAGAAUGGACAUGUGGCCGUCGUUGAAGUUCUCAUUUCGUAUCCACAAUGCAAGUCGUUGGCCAACUUUGAGGGCAAAGAGCCCAAAGAUAUCAUUUGCUUGCGUGCACCACAUGCCGCGCCCGAGGUUUUCCAGAAGUUGUUGCUACUCUUGGGAAAUCCGCACUAUGUGCCCGUGCUGAGAUCCGCGGCCAAUGAGGUGCCGCCACAGGUGGGCCAACCCUUUACGCCCAAUAAACCGCCGAACUUGCAGCAAAAGACAAACGAGCACGAGGGCCUCACCACGGACUUGACCAUCAGCGCAUUGGCGGGACCCAUGUCGCGGGAAAGGGCCAUGAAUUUCUAUCGUCGCUGGAAGACACCGCCACGCAUUGGCUCUAAUAAUAUGUCGCCGUUGGCCAUUUCACCAUUUUCAUCGCCCGUGAAGGUGACGCCCACCAAGUCAAUCUUUAAUCGCAGCUUGAAUGGCAAUGGCGGCGGAGCAGGUAGUUCGUCGCCUCUGGCAUCCUCACCUUCGGGGCGACGUACGCUCUUUAGCCCAAAAGGAGUGACCACCAGCUCGCCAAAACCAUUGCUGCUCGAUGGCAAGGAUUGCGUGAACAACAACAAUAAUAACAACAACUGUCUGAUCAAGCCAAUGGGUGGAUCAAUGGAACUGCCAGGCACACCACUACGUCAGAUGAAGCCGGAUUUAUUUAUGGCCUAUCGCGAAUCCUCACUCUGCCUUGAUGACAGCAUGCUGGAGAUCGAUGCGAGCAUGCGGGACAUGAGCAUCAGCAUGCACAAGAGCAUAAAUUUGUCGCAGAUGAACGAUAGCUUCCGCGAGCGUCACAUUAAGAACUCGGACAUUGAGAAGGGCCUGGAGGUGGUGGGCCGACAGCUGGCACGUCAGGAGCAUCUCGAGUGGCGCGAAUACUGGGACUUUCUCGACUCGUUCGUGGACAUCUCCACACCGGCUGGCCUGGAGAGACUGGAGGUCUAUCUGCAGAAAAAGGCCGAGCAGGCGCAGGCCGCCGAGAAAUCCGAUCAGGAGUGGAGUUUUAUCCAGUAUCUGGAUAUGGUCACAGGCGAUCAGCGGCAGCAGCAGCAAAAGCAUCGCACGGGCAAGGCUGUGGCGUCGCCGGCUGCUGCUGGCGGUACCACCACCCAGGUGAUGACGCCCUAUACAUGCGUGGAGAAGUCCCUGCAGGUGUUCGCCAAGCGCAUCACCAAGACACUCAUCAACAACAUUGGCAACAUGGUCUCCAUCAAUGACACCCUACUCUGCGAGCUUAAAAGACUGAAAUCGCUGAUUGUUAGCUUCAAGGACGAUGCACGAUUCAACAUCGUGAACUUCACCAAGGUUCACUCCCGCAUUGCCCAUCUGGUGGCUAGCUAUGUGGACCAUUCGCAAGAGGUCAACGUGGCCAUACGCCUGCAGCUGCGACAGAUGCUGCGUCGUCUCCUUCAGCUGCAUGAUGAGCGGCGCGGGCAUCUGGGCUGCGUCUGUGCCAGCCUCCUUCUGAUGCUUGAAGAGGCCCCCGACCAUGCCGUUCAGCUGCCUGAUGCCCUCAAGACGGAGGCUGGUUGCUUGUUCGCCUGGCAAGCGGAAGAGUCUUGCGCCUGCAUUUGGGAUGCGAAUCUCAGUCGAAAGACCAGUCGACGAAAGCGCACGGAAUCGAUGAAGCGUGCAGCAGCCGAGGUUCAGGAUUCACCAGGACCGGGUUCUCCCACAGCCACAGUGGCAGCAGCUGCCAAUGUUUUGCGUGCCAAAGUCCAGGACGGGGCAUGGCAAAAUGUCGACAACGACGAUGAUGAGGAUAGCAGUGAUGAGAAUUGCUUUUACGAUGCCCUAGAUGCUCCGUGCCCGGAGCAGCAGGUUAGCAGUAGCGAGGAUGAAGAGCAGUUCCAUACGCCGGACCAGUACAUGUCACCGCGUGCAUCCAUCUCUCUGGAGACUCGCUACGAGCUGUUUAUCUUUGGUAAGGAGCCAACCAAGCGCGAUUUGGAUGUCCUGAAUGCCAUUUUCCAUGUGGAUGUGGAGAAGGAAACACUGCCGCAUGUUCAUGCCUGGAAAGCGGUCAUGGAGAACUAUCCCGAAGCUGAAAUGGAUCUUUUCCCAUCGCCUACGAAGCCAACGCUUAGCCAAAGCUCGAUCCAACCAAAACGCCUGUUUUCCACACCCAAACUCAAUGUGGUGUCAGCGCCACCAUCGAAUGGCCUGGCGGCUGUCAGUGAACCAAUUCAGAAUCCAGUGUGCCAGCCAGUAGCUGCCGCACCAGUUGCCUCCCCAGUGCCAGCAUUUGCAGCGGCUGCAGCGGCAACCGUGUCGCAGUCAUUCCAUACGCCAAUCAACAAAGUGCGCGGCCUGUUCAGCAAGUAUCGCGAAAUGCGGCCGACUUUUGACGAUGAUUCGCUGCUCGUCAAUGUAAAUGGUGGGCGGCUGCCGUCACGCCGGUCAUCGCUGACCCUGGACGACAGCAGUAAAUAAGGAUAUUGCGAUAUCCUUUUGAUACACUGCACACAUCCCAGCCCACUCUACAAUUUUGUUCAUGUUGUGCAGACACUCGUUCGUUCGUUCGUUCGAUCAGUCGUCCCACAUACACAUAUAGUAUAUAUAUAUAUAAAUAUAAUCAAUAAUCAAUAAAUCGAAAGAUCGUGUUUGUAAGUGUAAGCUACGUUGAUCUAAUUAUCGUAUUA
Messenger RNA from Drosophila guanche, 3897 nucleotides. RefSeq lists its product as uncharacterized. Gene Ontology annotation, biological process: negative regulation of phosphorylation. Gene Ontology annotation, cellular component: endoplasmic reticulum. NCBI's taxonomy places the organism in Eukaryota, Metazoa, Arthropoda, Insecta, Diptera, Drosophilidae. Gene Ontology annotation, molecular function: protein phosphatase 2A binding. Bases 161 to 3688 code for a protein of 1175 amino acids. The record is from RefSeq and is a predicted model, not a curated record. The transcript is spliced from 9 exons.